This is a messenger RNA of Drosophila busckii, 684 nucleotides long. RefSeq names its product CG17472. Lineage: Eukaryota; Metazoa; Arthropoda; Insecta; Diptera; Drosophilidae. The record is from RefSeq and is a predicted model, not a curated record. The transcript is spliced from 2 exons. Bases 77 to 574 code for a protein of 165 amino acids.
AUUUGCAUUUUUUAUUUAUUUUGCGGAAUUCACACAACAAUUUUCACAAAUUUCUCUGCUGUCCCUUUCGCCGUGUAUGCAUGUUGGCAUUCUUUUAAAGGGCAGAACAAUGCUGGCCGCUAUAUGUAAAGUGAACACAAAAACGGAAUCAUUCGGACAGUUGGCUGCCAGCAAGGCUCCCAAGAACGAUACGAAUGGGGAUGUUGCCAUCACAGCCAAGCUAAGAAGUAUUUAUGAAACCAAAGGAGAGGGCUGCGUCAAAGGCAAUCGGGAGUACACCCGUUAUUUGAAAGGCAUUCGUGAGGCCAUCACUUGGAGCAGCAGUCGUUUGGCUGACAAGAUUCGUGUCCACGACGAGUUCAUAGCUUACAACAAAGAACGCUUGAGUCUCGAACAGCAGAUUAAAGCUCGCAUCGAUAAGAUUGUAAAUACUCUGCUGCCGAAACUGGGAAAGCUUAGCAGAUGCAAAUUUUUUUACCAAAAACAAAAACGAGUUCUUAAAAGGGCAAUUAACAGUUCCAAUGCGCAGAAGCGCAAGAUAUUGAAAAAGAAUAGUGUCAAUUGUGAGGCCUAAAAAUUGGCAUGCAGCUCCAAUAAAAAAGUUACUUUUCACUUUCAAUAUGUAGCUAAAAGUAUAUUAUAUACUUGUAGAUAUUUCACUAAAUUAACCUCUUUGAAUAUCAA